Messenger RNA from Brassica oleracea var. oleracea, 1071 nucleotides. RefSeq names its product peroxisome biogenesis protein 19-2. Gene Ontology annotation, biological process: protein import into peroxisome membrane. NCBI's taxonomy places the organism in Eukaryota, Viridiplantae, Streptophyta, Magnoliopsida, Brassicales, Brassicaceae. Gene Ontology annotation, cellular component: peroxisomal membrane; peroxisome. Bases 107 to 850 code for a protein of 247 amino acids. The transcript has 5 exons. The record is from RefSeq and is a predicted model, not a curated record.
GUUCACCGUGACGUAUCGAGAUAAUCAAUUGAACACCGCCCUUUCUCCUCUUGCGAUAUUUCUCUCUUCCACAUCAGUGCUUGAACCACAGUUAGGUUCCCAGAUAAUGGCCAAGGAAACACACACCGAUGACUUAGACGAGCUUCUCGACAGCGCCUUGGAUGAUUUCAAGGAUCUCAAUCUUACUCAAAGAAAUGAAGGGGUGAAAAAGGAAGAUGGUGGCAAAGAAGAGAUGGAGUCAUUGCCUAGUGGGGUUCAGGGUCUUGGAAUGGGAUUACCAGACAUGAGGACCAAGAAGAAAGGAAAGAACAAGGUUGCUAAAGAGGACCAUGUUGCUGAGGCUCUCGAUAAACUCAGGGAACAAACUAGAGAAACCGUCAAAGGGCUCGAGUCCUUGUCAUCCAAGCAGCUGCUGCCGCCGGGUUCUUCUGAUGAUGCUAUGGUUGAAGAUUGGAUCAAACAGUUCGAGGAUCUUACUGGAUCUCAGGAUUUGGAGUCAAUUGUGGACACGAUGAUGCAACAGCUGUUGUCCAAGGAUAUUCUCCACGAACCAAUGAAAGAGAUCGGCGCAAGAUACCCGAAAUGGCUGGAAGAGCAUGAAAGCACUCUAAGCAAAGAAGAUUUCGAACGUUAUUCACGCCAAUAUGAACUGAUCAAAGAGCUCAACUUGGUCUACGAGAACGAACCAAACAAUUCGACCAAGAUCAUGGAGAUAAUGCAGAAGAUGCAAGAGUGUGGACAACCACCUAGUGAUAUAGUGCAGGAGAUGGAUCCUGGUUUUGAUUUCGCUAGUCUAGGACAGAUGUCUCCGGAUAUGCUCGAGUCUUCACCAAACUGUUGUGUUAUGUGAUAGUCGAAGCAGGUUUCGUGGCCUGGUCAGGCCAUUGGAGACCAUGUUUUUCUUUGCAUUGUGCAAUGCAAAGCUUGUGUUUAGGUGUUAAAUUAACUUGAAUACUUGGUUAUUUUAUAUUGGGAUCGGUUCAGGUUCUUUUGGAUUUUUUAUUAUUUGAAAAUAAUGUUACUGUAUUGAAAAAAGAAUUCAUGAGAAAGAUUAUUGUAGAACAAAGUCAA